CCAUGCUCCUCAUCAAUCUAGCAAACCACAUUCAUACAUUUCUUGUACUAAUUAAUCUCUUGUUUCUCUUACUUUGCAAGCAAACCCACCAAGGGAAAGCAAUGGGUUCUGAGUCUCUAGCUCAUGUUCUUCUUAUUUCUUUUCCUGGCCAGGGCCACGUAAACCCUUUGCUUAGACUUGGCAAGCGUCUUGCCUCUAAGGGUUUGCUUGUCACUUUCUCUACACCUGAAAUCACUGGCCGGCAGAUGAAAAAGUCAGGCAGCGUCUUUGAUGAGCCUACCCCAGUUGGUGAUGGCUACAUCCGGUUCGAGUUCUUUGAAGAUGGCUGGGAUGAUGAUGAGCCUAGACGACAAGACCUUGACCAAUACCUACCUCAACUUGAGCUUGUUGGGAAGAAGUUGAUUCCUGAGAUGUUCAAGAGAAACGCCGAGCAAGGUCGCCCAAUUUCUUGCCUCAUCAACAACCCUUUCAUUCCUUGGGUUUCUGAUGUGGCGGCAAGUCUUGGUCUCCCUUCAGCAAUGCUCUGGGUUCAAUCUUGUGCUUGUUUCUCUGCCUAUUAUCAUUAUUAUCAUGGUCUUGUCCCUUUCCCUAGUGAGGAAAACCCAGAGAUCGAUGUUCAGUUGCCAUGUAUGCCUCUCUUGAAAUAUGAUGAAGUUCCAAGCUUCUUAUAUCCUACAACUCCAUAUCCUUUCUUGAGGAGAGCUAUUUUGGGUCAGUAUGGGAAUCUUGACAAGCCUUUCUGCAUCUUGAUGGAAUCAUUUCAAGAGCUGGAGCCGGAGAUCAUCGAGUACAUUUCCAAACUGUGCCCAAUCAAGCCGGUUGGUCCUUUGUUUAAGAACCCUAAAGCACCAAACUCAGCUGUUCGAGGCGACAUCAUGAAGGCUGAUGAUUGCAUUGAAUGGUUGGACAGCAAGCCACCCUCAUCGGUGGUUUACGUUUCUUUCGGUAGUGUGGUGUACUUGAAGCAAGACCAGUGGGAUGAAAUUGCAUAUGGGCUAUUGAACUCUGGUGUCUCUUUCUUGUGGGUCAUGAAACCACCACACAAAGAUUCAGGAUAUGAGGUUCUUGUUUUGCCUGAAGGGUUUUUGGAGAAAGCAGGAGAUAAGGGCAAAGUAGUGCAAUGGAGUCCACAAGAGAAAGUUUUAGCUCACCCAUCAACUGCAUGCUUCGUGACACACUGUGGAUGGAACUCAACCAUGGAAGCACUCUCAUCUGGAAUGCCGGUGGUGGCUUUCCCUCAAUGGGGUGAUCAAGUUACAGACGCUAAGUACCUGGUUGAUGUCUUUAACGUUGGUGUAAGAAUGUGCCGUGGAGAGGCUGAAAACAAGUUGAUCACAAGAGAUGAGGUUGAGAAAUGCUUGCUUGAGGCAACCGUAGGGCCUAAGGCGGCACAGAUGAAGCAAAAUGCAUUGAAAUGGAAGGAGGCAGCGGAGGCUGCGGUGGCUGAAGGUGGUUCAUCCGACAGGAAUAUACAAGCUUUUGUGGACGAGGUGAGGAAAAGAAGUGUUGAGAUCACUAGCAAGUCAAGCAGCAGCCAGAUCAAUGAGCUUGAAGAUUUGGUGAACAAGCCAAGCAGCAACGGAAAAGCACAAGUAUUGGUGGAGUCCUCAGCAUGAAGAUAAUGUUGUCAUUUAAUUGUUAUGUUUAAUAAUUAAAAUAAGGCUAUGGUCUGUUGUUUUUUUUGUUCUUUUACUUUCAGUUCCUGGGGAUCAUUUUGCAUUUAAAAAAUAUAGGAAUCAUAUUUUGGGGUAUUAUCCUUGUUUGGUUGUUGUCAAUUGCUAGUUGUUACUAAGCCUUUGAAUAUCUAAUUAAUUUUGUUUCUCCCAA
Molecule: messenger RNA, 1827 nt
Organism: Hevea brasiliensis (rubber tree)
Lineage: Eukaryota; Viridiplantae; Streptophyta; Magnoliopsida; Malpighiales; Euphorbiaceae
Product: gallate 1-beta-glucosyltransferase 84A23
Exons: 1
Coding region: 3-1616 (537 amino acids)
Molecular function (GO): UDP-glycosyltransferase activity
Source: RefSeq, a predicted model, not a curated record